AUAGAUUACAAACUUGGGGGGCAUGACAGAUCAGAAUCAGCUGCUCCUAGCAAGAAGAAAAUCAGUGUGGGUUCAUAAAGAAAAAGGAAGCAGAUCUGGUCAAAGUUCUCCAGAAAAUAAUGAACCACCUAGAAGUCCAACAUCACCUCGAGUUCUAGCUGUGGAAUCAAAUGAAAAAAUUGGUUUGAAGGCGAAGUUUGACAUGUCAGAUAAAGCGAAAAAUUCAUCAGAUUUAAUUUAUUUUGAUGAGUUUUUCAUGAAUUUAUCUUGUUUGGUGAUCACUCUUCCUUUGGUUUUUCAAGUUAGGGAACAGUCAGAAUUUACAGUCUGUCAACAAAUAGAUCAUACCAAGGAAAGAGGAAUCAUUGAGAUCCCAGCUAAGGAAGAUGAAGGUGUAGAUUCAGUAGAUAAAAUCAUUUUUGAAAAGCCAGAAGAAAGAAUGGCCAGACAUAUCAGGCCAUUAUACAUUCGUGAAGAUCUGGAUGGUAUGCUAAUAAAUCAAGUUCUGGUUGGUAAUGGAGCAGCUGUCAAUGUUUUGUCAACCUAUAUGCUACACAAAAUUGGCAAAUCUUUGGGUGAUUUAAUGGAGACAAAAGUGACAAUCAGUGACUUUACUGGUGAGUGUGUUCCUUCGACUUUGCACCAGAAAUUGAUAUUUUGGAAUGGUGGCAGAACUGAGGUUGUGACAGCAAAUGACGAGCUUUUUAUGGCAAACACUAAUGCAGUGGAAGCUCGUUUUAUGAUGAAAAUAUUGGAAUUAUCCAUUUCUUUGGGAUGGAUUGUUAUGGCAGAUCUUCUGGAAUUAUUGCCUACACCAGAUCUGCACUUGACAGACAUAUUAAGUACAAAAUCCCCUGGACGAGGUCUAGACAGAAAUCUGGUGGAGCACAGAUUACCAAUUAAAGAAGACUUUAAACCUUUCAAGCAGCCGCCCAGACGAAUGUCUCCAGAAGUCACUUUAAAAGUUAAAGAAGAGAUAGAGCGGCUGUUAAAGGUUGGUUUUAUCAAAACUUCCAGAUAUGUGGAGUGGUUAUCUAAUGUGGUAUUUGUGGUUAAAAAGAAUGGCAAGCUGAGAAUCUGUGUGAAUUUCAGAAAUCCGAAUCUGGUAACAUCAAAAGAUGAAUAUCCUAUGCCUAUUGCAGAUUUGUUGGUGGAUGGCACAGCAUGCCAUCGAAUUCUGUCAUUCAUGGAUGGCCACAGUGGGUACAACCAGAUUUUCAUAAUAGAAGGAGAUUUGGUUUGGAAAGCAAUUCUGCCACUUGGAAAGAAAGAUCCCAGAUCUAGAAAAUGGUCUCCCAAUUGGGAAGGACCAUUUCGUAUCCAUGAAGUGCUUAGAGGGGGAGCAUAUUGGCUUGAAUCACUGAAUGGAGAGCUACACCCUCAAAAAAUAAAUGGAAUCUAUCUUAAGCCUUACUAUCCUACGAUAUGGGAGGCUAGAGGUCUGGAUACCACGAAUUCUACUUGAGAUAGAUUUCGGGUAGGAAGUGAACAAUAUUUUUUUUUCAUUUUUAGAAUUUUUAUAAUUCAAUAAAUGUGCUGAUCUGAA
This is a messenger RNA of Rubroshorea leprosula, 1546 nucleotides long. Lineage: Eukaryota; Viridiplantae; Streptophyta; Magnoliopsida; Malvales; Dipterocarpaceae. The record is from the annotation of a GenBank genome assembly.